This is a messenger RNA of Rubroshorea leprosula, 3786 nucleotides long. NCBI's taxonomy places the organism in Eukaryota, Viridiplantae, Streptophyta, Magnoliopsida, Malvales, Dipterocarpaceae. The record is from the annotation of a GenBank genome assembly.
GGUCGCGUGACCAUGUCUGGCUGCUGCCAGCCCAGUCCCGUCCCUUUUUUCAGUCUUUCUCGGAUGUAAUGUAACUGUUACAAAGAGCACACGACCUUACCCGUCCUCUACUAUGGAAUCUUGAAAACCCUAAUUGAAGGUGUCUAUAAAACCCUAAUUGAAGGAGUCUUUGAAACCGUAAUUUCUCUCCAAAACCCCAACCAUGAGCAACGAUUCCAUCAACAUGGAGCCAACGCCUGCCGAAAAGGCCCAAUCUUUACAAACCCUAGCCACCGGCUCUCUCUCUCCUUCCCUCUCCUCACUCUCCUCCAGUUCCAAAGCCAUCCCUUCCAAUAAGGAUUUUCACUUCUUCUACAACUUCGACGAGUUCAAGCUUCCCAUCGAGGAAAUCGCCUCGAAAUCACAGUCCAUGCUUGAAUCCAUUGGUUCGUCGGGGCGAAUCUGGGGUAACAAGCAAAUCGCUUUUCCCGAAAACGUGGAUGUUGAUGGAGAUGACGCGUAUGAUUGGCUGGUUAACGUGAAUGACGAGCUACUCGAGCGGUUUGAUGUUUCCAUUGAUGAAUAUCAGAGAAUUAGGAAGAAAGAGAAGGAAACGGGUCGAGUGUUGAGCUCGGCGAUGGAGGAAGAUGGGUUUCAGUUGGUGUACGGGAAGAAGAAGAAGAAAGAAGCUGGUGACUUUGCGAUUGAUUCGGGUGGGGGCUCUGUCAAUGGUAAGGGGGAGUUGGCUCCUGAUUCAAGUUCUUCUGGGGUGAAAGUGAAGAAGGCUGUGUCGGGGACAGGGAAGGCGAAGGUGCCAUUUCACGUACCGACGAUAAGGAAAUCGCAGGAAGAGUUUAAUAUACUGGUGAAUAAUGCUAACCAGCCCUUUGAGCACGUCUGGUUGCAGAGGAGUGAGGAUGGGCAACGGUUUAUUCAUCCACUGGAGAAGCUCUCUGUUAUGGAUUUUGUUGAUAAAGAUAUAGAGAAUGUUGUGGCUGUGAAACCCCUGUCAAUUGAGUCUACCUCUUUCAAGCUCGUGGAGGAAGUAAAAGAUUUGAAGGAGUUAGCUGCUAAGCUACGUAAUGUUAAUGAAUUUGCGGUUGAUUUGGAGAAUAAUCAAUAUCGGUCUUUUCAAGGAUUGACUUGCUUAAUGCAAAUAUCUACAAGAACAGAGGAUUUUAUUGUAGAUACUUUGAAACUUCGCAUUCAUGUUGGUCCAUAUCUUAGAGAAGUUUUCAAGGAUCCCACCAAGAAAAAGGUUAUGCAUGGAGCAGAUCAAGAUAUCGUGUGGCUUCAACGGGACUUUGGCAUUUACAUAUGCAACCUCUUUGAUACUGGACAGGCCUCGAGAGUUUUGAAGUUGGAAAGAAAUAGUUUGGAACAUCUUCUGCACCACUAUUGUGGAGUUACUGCCAACAAAGAAUACCAGAAGGCAGAUUGGAGAUUACGUCCACUCCCUGAUGAAAUGCUUAGAUAUGCCAGAGAAGAUACCCACUACUUGCUAUAUAUUUAUGACUUAAUGAGAAUUAACUUGUCUUCAAUGCCAAAAGAGUCUGAACAUGUUGAUGCUCCUUUAGUAGAGGUGUACAAGCAAAGUUAUAAUGUGUGCAUGCAAUUGUAUGAGAAAGAGAUUCUAAUGGAGAAUUCAUAUCUCCAUAUUUAUGGUUUGCAAGGAGCUGGUUUAAAUGCUGAACAGCUUGCAAUUGUUGCAGCACUCUAUGAAUGGCGAGAUAUUAUGGCCCGUGGAGAGGAUGAAAGUACUGGUUAUAUAUUGCCAAACAAAAGUCUUCUUGAAAUUGCCAAGCAGAUGCCUGUUUCUCCUAGCAAGUUGCGCUGUUUAUUGAAAUCUAAGCACCCAUAUGUUGAGCGCAACCUCGGUACAGUGGUUAGCAUCAUCAAGAACUCUAUGCAGAAUGCUUCUGCUUUUGAAGCUGCCGCCCAACAACUAAGGGAGAGACGCAUUGUAACAUCAACAGUGCCAGAAGAGAAUCAUUCAACAGUUAUUGAGGGAGCUGAAGUUUUACUUCCAGAUAGCACUAUUGACUUGAAAACUGCACAUGAUAGGACAGAAAACCUAGAUGGCAAGGCUGCACAGCCUGAUAGUAUGAGUCACCAACAACUAUCUUCUCCACAGCUCAAAGAGAAAGCAUUGGGUCUGGGGAGCAGCAUUCCACAACUUGUAAAAAAUAACCAAGAAUUCACUCUUGAGCAGCCAAUUUUAUAUGGUACCUCAAGGUCUGCCACGGAAAGUGUGGCCAUCUCAGGAACUAGUGAAGUAACAAAUGAUUCUACAAUUUUGCGUUCUUCAGUGAAGGUAACUGAAGCAAGCAUUCAGGUUCUGAAGAAACCAAGCCGUGGUUUUGGGGCACUGCUGGGAAGUGCAGCCACAAAGAAGAAAUCUGAUGUUGAUAAAAAGGACAUGGUAGGUAUCAAGUUGGAACAGAUUAGAUCUUCAGUGAAUCUUCCGUUCUACUCAUUUAAAGGUAGGGAAGAACAAGAUCAGCUAAAACCUGUAAAUGAGGAUCCAACAAGAGCUCCAGAGGUUUCACCACCAGAAGAGCCUCCUGUUGCAUCUGUCAAGUCAAACAUAGAAGAUGUUAUAAUGUUGGGAAAUGAUUCAGAUCUUGAGGAAUCAACAAAUGGAAGCACAGAAACUUCUGGUAUGUCUAAGAAGGAGAAUUCUCAAUCACUUAUUUUGGAAACAAACCGAGAAGAUGAACCUGUAUCUCUUUCUGAUUUGUCUUCAAGCUUCCAAAAGUGCUUCCAGUCGAUCAAUCAAAACAAAAAGCAUGGUAAAGUGAAAAAGUCGCAAGAGCCAAGUAACCUAUUGCAACUGAAGUCAUUUGACUAUGAAGCAGCUAGGAAGCAGGUUAAAUUUGGAGACAAUGCCAAAGAAGAAUCUGAAGCUCAGGGGGAAACUAGAAAGAGCCUGCAUGGCUCUGCCCGUAAGAAAGGUUCAGACAGCAGUCGAGUAGAAAAAGAUGGUGGGACAGGUGAAUUUCAACAAGGAAGAAGACGACAAGCUUUUCCAGCAUCUGGAAAUCGAAGUGCAACUUUCCAAUGAAUCUUUAGUAAUGGUAGGUGAUAACCAGUGAAACAGAGAGAGGAAAACAAUGUUGCAAUUUAAACUCAGUUGUCAAGGAGAAAUCACGGGGGGUGGAAUCAAUAUUGGAACUUUUACAUUGGUUAAAUCCUUAAUCAUAUAAGAUCGGGGCUAGGGAGGACUUUCCGUUUCCCCGGUAAGUCCUCCCAUGGUGCACCUAUUUUGCGUGACCACUGGUCCUCGUUGGAUUAAAAACUACUGGAUUUGCUGGACGUUGGAGGUCAUUUGACUAGGUUGUUCAUUUGAUCGAAUCUCAGUAGUUUGGAUGAAGCCUCCUGUGCCAUUGGAAAAAUCCUAAUUUUAAGAGGUGCAAAAUCCAAACUAGGAUGAAUUUUUCCAUUUUUCCUUUAUUUUUAUCCUAUCUCAUAACCCUCCUUAAAGCCAGUUUGGUUUGAAAGGAGUGAAAAGAGGGAAUAAGAGAAAAUUUAUUAUUUAGAUACUCCUUAUAGCCUGUCUGGUUUAAAAGGAGAGGGGAGGAAAUGAGAGAAUUUAUUAUUUAGAUAGAAAAGUUUAGAGGGGAGUGGGUGGGAGAGGCUCUCCUUGCUAUAAUUUUUAUUAAAGGGGAGGGGAUGAGAGAGGCUCUCCUUGCUAUAAUUUCUCCAAGGUAGAAGAAGGGGAAAGGAGGGAGGGAAAUCAAAGGAUAACAAUAUCCUCAUUCCUCCUCAUUUCAUCUGUUUCUCACGAACUAAACUGACUUUUAAAAU